Procambarus clarkii (red swamp crayfish) is the source of this 1923-nucleotide messenger RNA. Lineage: Eukaryota; Metazoa; Arthropoda; Malacostraca; Decapoda; Cambaridae. The record is from RefSeq and is a predicted model, not a curated record.
AUGGAGAAAGUCGAGAAAAAACUCACCAGAUUCCGCGCCACGCUCAAAAACAAACGGAAACUCUCGCUGCCUGUUUUUAUAAACCAGUUCCAGCAACAGUGGGCCGAACAACAGGCCGGACCAGCCAAUGACAGUGGCGGAGGGCUAGAAGUAGGCGUGGCCUCCUCUUCGGGAUCGUCCUUCGGGAGCCUGACAUCUAUCCCUCCGGUCCUGGAGAAGGAGAGUCGCCUGGUCAUGUCUCCGACGAAUCUCAACCUGGCAUUUCAACUCGACUUCGGCAAAGAGCGGCUGUCGAGCAGUGGCGGCGGCUCGCCCUACUCGACCCUAGGCCACACUAGCCUCGUCACCUCUGUGUCGUCACCAGGGGGUACCACUCAGCUUGUUGUGGCUGGCACGCCGUCAUACCCGACCGUGCGGCUCAACCUUCCAGUGUUGGGAGUGCCGCCAGUGUUGGGAGUGCCGCCAGUGUUGGGAGUGCCGCCAGUGUUGGGAGUGCCACCAGUGUUGGGAGUGCCGCCAGUGUUGGGAGUGCCGCCAGUGUUGGGAGUGCCGCCAGUGUUGGGAGUGCCACUAGUGUUGGGAGUGCCACUAGUGUUGGGAGUGCCGCCAGUGUUGGGAGUGCCGCCAGUGUUGGGAGUGCCGCCAGUGUUGGGAGUGCCGCCAGUGUUGGGAGUGCCACCAGUGUUGGGAGUGCCGCCAGUGUUGGGAGUGCCGCCAGUGUUGGGAGUGCCACUAGUGUUGGGAGUGCCACCAGUGUUGGGAGUGCCACCAGUGUUGGGAGUGCCGCCAGUGUUGGGAGUGCCGCCAGUGUUGGGAGUGCCGCCAGUGUUGGGAGUGCCACCAGUGUUGGGAGUGCCACCAGUGUUGGGAGUGCCACCAGUGUUGGGAGUGCCGCCAGUGUUGGGAGUGCCGCCAGUGUUGGGAGUGCCGCCAGUGUUGGGAGUGCCGCCAGUGUUGGGAGUGCCACCAGUGUUGGGAGUGCCACCAGUGUUGGGAGUGCCGCCAGUGUUGGGAGUGCCGCCAGUGUUGGGAGUGCCGCCAGUGUUGGGAGUGCCGCCAGUGUUGGGAGUGCCGCCAGUGUUGGGAGUGCCACCAGUGUUGGGAGUGCCGCCAGUGUUGGGAGUGCCGCCAGUGUUGGGAGUGCCGCCAGUGUUGGGAGUGCCACCAGUGUUGGGAGUGCCGCCAGUGUUGGGAGUGCCGCCAGUGUUGGGAGUGCCGCCAGUGUUGGGAGUGCCGCCAGUGUUGGGAGUGCCGCCAGUGUUGGGAGUGCCGCCAGUGUUGGGAGUGCCGCCAGUGUUGGCAGUGCCACCAGUGUUGGCAGUGCCGCCAGUGUUGGGAGUGCCGCCAGUGUUGGGAGUGCCGCCAGUGUUGGGAGUGCCACCAGUGUUGGGAGUGCUGCCACAUGGCGUGUACCACAGCCACAUGGCGUGUACCACGGCCACAUGGCGUGUACCACGGCCACAUGGCGUGUAUUACGGCCACAUGGCGUGUACCACGGCCACACGGCGUGUAUUACGGCCACAUGGCGUGUACCACGGCCACACGGAUUGUACCACAGCCACACGGAUUGUACCACAGCCACACGGAUUGUACCACAGCCACACGGAUUGUACCACAGCCACACGGCGUGUACCACAGCCACACGGCGUGUACCACAGCCACACGGCGUGUACCACAGCCACACGGCGUGUACCACAGCCACACGGCGUGUACCGCAGCCACACGGCGUGUACCACAGCCACACGGCGUGUACCACAGCCACACGGCGUGUACCACAGCCACACGGCGUGUACCACAGCCACACGGCGUGUACCACAGCCACACGGCGUGUACCACAGCCACAUCGUUAACAAACCGAGAGGAAAAAAUCGAUCACGGAAAAGCCAUGAAGGCUCCAUGUACGUGGUCACGGACACGCCAUGA